Prunus persica (peach) is the source of this 2086-nucleotide messenger RNA. Its product is annotated as T-complex protein 1 subunit zeta 1. The record is from RefSeq and is a predicted model, not a curated record. The transcript is spliced from 15 exons. Gene Ontology annotation, biological process: protein folding. The coding region runs from base 131 to 1738 and encodes 535 amino acids. Gene Ontology annotation, cellular component: chaperonin-containing T-complex. Lineage: Eukaryota; Viridiplantae; Streptophyta; Magnoliopsida; Rosales; Rosaceae. Gene Ontology annotation, molecular function: ATP binding; ATP hydrolysis activity; ATP-dependent protein folding chaperone.
UCCAGAAAGCCCUAAAACCCACCCUGAGAUUCAUAAAGCUUCUACUUCUUCGCGAACUCAAAGUUUCAAAACCUCACACUCACUCUCUCAGCCACUUUGAUUUUCAGUCGAGCAGUAGAAGAAGAAGAAGAUGUCUCUACGAGUUUUGAAUCCAAAUGCGGAGGUGCUGAACAAAUCGGCGGCUCUGCACAUGAACAUCAACGCAGCCAAGGGCUUGCAGGACGUCCUCAAAACCAACCUUGGCCCUAAGGGCACCAUCAAAAUGCUUGUUGGUGGAGCCGGUGACAUCAAGCUCACUAAAGAUGGCAACACUUUGCUUAAAGAAAUGCAAAUUCAAAACCCAACAGCAAUUAUGAUAGCAAGAACAGCUGUUGCCCAAGAUGACAUAAGCGGAGAUGGCACCACGUCUACUGUCUUAUUCAUUGGCGAGCUUAUGAAACAAUCAGAGCGAUACAUUGAUGAAGGGAUGCAUCCACGUGUCCUAGUUGAUGGCUUUGAGAUUGCCAAAAGAGCAACGCUUCAGUUUAUUGAGAAAUUUAAAACUCCUGUGGUGAUGGGCAAUGAGCCUGACAAAGAGAUUCUAAAAAUGGUAGCUAGGACAACGUUGCGAACAAAGUUAUAUGAAGCAUUGGCGGAUCAAUUGACUGACAUAGUUGUUAAUUCAGUUCUUUGCAUACGCAAACCUGAAGAAUCCAUUGAUCUGUUCAUGGUGGAGAUUAUGCACAUGCGACACAAGUUUGAUGUUGACACACGCUUGGUUGAGGGUCUUGUCCUUGAUCAUGGUUCUAGGCAUCCUGAUAUGAAGCGAUGGGCAGAGAAUUGUUACAUCUUGACAAGCAAUGUAUCUUUGGAGUACGAGAAAAGUGAAGUAAAUUCUGGCUUUUUCUAUUCAAAUGCGGAACAGAGAGAAGCCAUGGUUUUAGCUGAAAGGCGUCAGGUUGAUGAAAGAGUUAGAAAAAUCAUUGAGCUGAAAAAUAAGGUUUGUUCUGGUAAUGAUAAUAAUUUUGUCGUUAUCAAUCAGAAGGGAAUUGAUCCCCCAUCUUUGGACCUUCUCGCUAGGGCAGGGAUUAUUGCCCUGAGAAGAGCAAAGAGGAGGAAUAUGGAACGGUUGGUUUUGGCUUGUGGAGGGGAGGCUGUAAACUCAGUAGAUGAUUUAACUCCUGAUUGCCUUGGUUGGGCUGGACUUGUAUAUGAGCAUGUCCUUGGUGAAGAGAAGUAUACAUUUAUUGAAAAUGUGAAGAACCCUCAUUCUUGCACAAUCUUAAUCAAAGGGCCUAACGACCAUACAAUCGCCCAGAUUAAGGAUGCUGUUCGUGAUGGCCUGAGGGCAGUCAAAAAUACAAUUGAAGAUGAAGCUGUCAUCUUAGGUGCUGGAGCUUUUGAAGUUGCAGCCAGACAACAUUUAGUAAAUGAAGUAAAGAAAACUGUUCAAGGGCGAGCUCAACUUGGUGUUGAAGCUUUUGCUGAUGCUCUCCUUGUGGUGCCCAAAACACUUGCUGAGAACUCUGGCCUUGACACGCAAGAUGUGAUAAUUGCUCUUACGGGAGAGCAUGAUCGGGGAAACGUCGUGGGAUUAAAUCACCACACUGGAGAACCCAUUGACCCACAAAUGGAGGGUAUCUUUGACAACUACUCUGUGAAGCGACAAAUUAUAAACUCAGGACCCGUAAUUGCAUCUCAAUUGUUGUUGGUUGAUGAAGUAAUUCGUGCUGGACGCAACAUGCGGAAGCCAACUUAGCUUCAGCGGAUGCUUUUGGCUAGCUGAAGCUUCUCUUUUUGUAUUCAGUGCAAUGAAUUGAUUGAAAGUUGAAACUAGCUUCAUGUAACUGACUGAGGGCAGUUGUGUUGAGGAUUGUUAGAGGGAAUCUGUAUUUGCAUCUGCUGUGGAAUUUUCUUAUGAAUGAGGAAUUUGUGUAAUAUACAUCUAGUUUGGCUGAAUGUUUCGAGCUGUUCUUAUUUUCCACUCCUUUUUUAGGUUGAAUCGGUUCAACCAGGGUGGAGGAGAAUUAUAUGAUUUUGGUUGGGCCUGUGUCCUAUGAAAUUUUAACUAUUAAUAGAAUUUUCGAGUUAUUGCUCUUUGUAUUAA